GAGAUGAGGCGAGCCGGCUCCACGUGCAGCGCGGGAGGCCGGUUUCCCCGGCCCGAGAUUUAGGGGAAUCACGUGCUAAAUGGGGGGGUGGUAGACUUGGGGGAAGGGGUUAGAUUUUACAGGGAUGGGAAGCUUAUCUCAGCAGUUCCCAAAAUGGGGCCAGAGUGCCCCGCCCUGCGGAAAUGAAAAGGAUGAAGCGCGCGGGGCGGGGGCGGGUCCCGUUGAUGAGAACUAGAGCGUGGGCUGAGAAGAUCUUCCCGACCGAGAUGGAAGACUCUACCGGCUCGCGGGACUCCCUCACACGGUUAUUGCGGGCCGGACGGGUCUCCUAGGCCCCUCCCCCGGCCCCCUGCCCCCUUCCUCCCCACCCCGGAGCCAACCCCCGCCUCCUCCCUGCGCACCGCCCCUCCCGCGCGCCGAUAUAAAGCCGCUGCCGGUGGUCAGUUCUUCAUUGCGCGCUUCAACCUCCUCCGAGGCUGAGAUUUUCUAGGCACCCAGCCGAGAGACAGCUAGGCAGCCCUUCCAGACCCCCGGACGCCGGAUCCUGCUGCAGACCUCGUGUCUCCCGCCGGCUCCUUGUGUUUUCCUCUACGGUCCCGGGCACAUAGUAUGAUCAUUAGGUGUUCAGUUUCCCAACAACUUUCUAUGGAAAAUCAAGGGAAGUGGGCCAUGGUUGCCGUGAGCAACUUUGAACAGCGGGACACCUUUAGAGAAGCUUGAUCAAGGUGCCAUCAUCGUGAGACCCUCCAGAUCAGGACUCUGGCAGAGUUCCUCUAUCUCGUCUUGCUCAAUCAGUGGAGGUUGUCUUUCCAUUUCUCCUCUGCCUCCUGGGAAGUAGCAGAAAGCCAGCAUUCAUCAUGGUUGGAUUUAAGCCUACAGAUGUGCCUCCAACAGCCACCGUAAAGUUCCUCGGGGCUGGCACCGCUGCCUGCAUCGCUGACCUCAUCACCUUCCCCCUGGACACAGCCAAAGUCCGGCUGCAGAUUCAAGGAGAGAGCCAGGGGGCUAUCCGAGCUUCCUCUACCAAUGCCCAGUAUCGGGGUGUCAUGGGCACCAUUCUGACCAUGGUGAAGACUGAGGGCCCUGGCAGUCUGUACAAUGGGCUGGUGGCUGGGUUGCAGCGCCAGAUGAGUUUUGCCUCUGUCCGCAUUGGCCUUUAUGACUCUGUCAAGCAGUUCUACACCAAGGGAUCUGAGCAUGCAGGCAUCGGGAGCCGCCUCCUCGCAGGCUGCACCACAGGGGCACUGGCAGUGGGCGUAGCCCAACCCACAGAUGUGGUGAAGGUACGUUUCCAGGCCCAGGCUCGUGCAGGUGGCAGCCGGAGAUACCAGGGUACAAUGGAUGCCUAUAAGACCAUUGCCCGAGAGGAGGGCCUUCGGGGCUUAUGGAAAGGAACUUCACCUAAUGUUGCCCGCAAUGCUAUCGUCAACUGUGCUGAGCUGGUGACCUAUGAUCUCAUCAAAGAUGCCCUCCUGAAGGCCCAUCUCAUGACUGAUGACCUUCCAUGCCACUUCACAUCAGCCUUUGGGGCUGGCUUCUGCACCACCAUCAUUGCUUCCCCCGUGGAUGUGGUCAAGACGAGAUACAUGAACUCUGCCGCGGGCCAGUAUGCCAGUGCUGGCCACUGCGCCCUCACCAUGCUUCGAAAGGAGGGACCCCAAGCCUUCUACAAAGGGUUCAUGCCUUCCUUCCUCCGCUUGGGCUCCUGGAAUGUAGUGAUGUUUGUCACCUACGAGCAACUGAAACGGGCCCUGAUGGCUGCUCGCACUACCCGGGAAGCUCCUUUCUGAGCCCUCUCCUGCUAGCUUUUCUGCUUUGAGUCCAGACCCCAUCCUGCCUCUCCUCCCCUGCCUUAGCAUUGAAGGAACCCCCUCCACCUUGGCCCCAUUUAAACCUUCUCCAGCCUACUUCUGCCAUUACAGCCUCACCCAGUUCUUAAGCUCCUUCUAAUAAAGCCAGACCAGAACCCACA
This is a messenger RNA of Trichosurus vulpecula (common brushtail), 1972 nucleotides long. It is a transcript of the gene UCP2, whose product is annotated as uncoupling protein 2. The record is from RefSeq and is a predicted model, not a curated record. NCBI's taxonomy places the organism in Eukaryota, Metazoa, Chordata, Mammalia, Diprotodontia, Phalangeridae. Gene Ontology annotation, biological process: response to cold; adaptive thermogenesis; mitochondrial transmembrane transport. The transcript is spliced from 8 exons. Gene Ontology annotation, cellular component: mitochondrial membrane. Bases 858 to 1790 code for a protein of 310 amino acids. Gene Ontology annotation, molecular function: oxidative phosphorylation uncoupler activity.